AUGGCAGAUCCCAACGACCACCUUGCGGUGGUCGUGCAGCAGAGUCCAAUGGCUGCUGACAGCCAAAUCCCCAAGAACCCUUCUUGCGUGGUCUGUGCGCGAAGAAAGGUCAGGUGUGAUCGCAAUGAUCCUUGUUCUGCCUGUAUCAAACGCGGCGCUGAGUGUGUUUUCCCUACUCAUAUCCCUCCGCGUCGCCGCAAAAGGCAGCGCUCGGAGGACCGCCGACACAGCGGCUUCCCCUAUCAGAGUCCUAUUAGACAAGACAACGCUGCGUCAGCUCGCAUCAGCCACUUAGACCAUCCAGCAACCACACGCAAUGCUUUCCCCAGUGGCUCCAGGGCUGAACAAGGGAUGUUGCUCACAGGUGACGGGAAAUCCAUCUAUCUAGACAGCGUCCGAGGCGAGCUUCCUCGGGCGGAGGAUGUGUUACGGGACAUAUCCGACAACGAUUCAAAUCAUUCUGCCCAGGGAGUGGAUGACGAAAUCUCCUUGAUCUUGGGAGAAACAGUGAAGAAAAGCCUGAGUGCACUUCACCCCUCUCCACUACACAUCUUUAAACUUUGGCAAACUUUCCUUGAGAAUAUCAAUCCAUUGAUUAAGAUACUACACGGCCCAACCGUCCAGCAACAGCUUCUAGAAGCCAGCGGUAGCUUAAACACAGUCUCCAAGGAGCUUGAGGCAUUAAUGUUCUCAAUAUAUUGUAUCGCAUUGGUUUCUCUGAAGGCAGAUGAUGUACAAAAAACUUACGGAGAGAGCAAAGCUUUGUUACUCUCAAGAUUCCGACGCGGAGCUCGUUUAGCUUUUACCAAGGCUGGCAUUCUACGUACAUCAAAAACCGUAGUUCUCCAGGCAUUUGUUUUGUAUUUGCUUUCCAUGCGUGCGUCCUCUGACCCCCAGUCUAUUUGGUCCUUAUGUGGCGUUGCGGUGCGAAUGGCUCAGCGGAUUGGACUCCAUCGAGACGGAUCUGAGCUUGGAUUAUCCAUUUUCGAAACGGAAAUGCGCCGCCGUCUUUGGCGACAGCUAUCAAUAUUAGAUGUCACUACGGCACAAAGUUCCGGCAUCACUUCGCAGUUCCCGUAUUUUUCUGUUGACGUCCUCCCCCCGUCCAACAUAAAUGACAGUGAGCUUGAUCCACGCAUGACGGAUAUGCCUCGCGAAAAUCAUGGCGCGACAGAAAUGAUGUUCGUCCUUGCACGGAGCGAAUUUGGCGAAUGGAUGAGGCGCUGGUCCAAGGCCGGCGGAGCCUCUCACGGAGGUCGAGGUUUCUUGGCCUCUUCGGCGUUGUCUUAUGAGGCGAAGGAUCAAGCAAUCGAGGAGCUGAGCCGCGCAUUCGAAUCGAAAUUCCUGUCGUAUUGCGACAAAUCCAUUCCACUACACUACAUGUCGGCUAGACUGAUGCAGAAUGUUGUAUGCCAAAUGAGAUUCUCCGCCCACCAUCCCCGCCAGUAUGGCGAGAAAGACCACAUAUCACUAGCGGAAAGGGAUUUCGUCUUUUCCACAUGCGUGCAAGUCAUGGAAGGGUUCGAGGAUUGUCAGAGCAACGAGAUCAUACAGCGAUAUCUGUGGCACGUGGACAAUCACAUCCCGUGGGAUGUGUUGAUUUAUACGCUAUAUGAGCUCCGGACCCGCAUAGAUGAAGAAGAAACCAAGAGGUCGUGGGUCCUCAUUGACAGGAUAUACAGUCGGCAUUAUGACCAGAUGAGAAACAGGCCCAAAACCCCUCUUCAUAUUGCAAUACAGGGGCUGAUUUUGAAAGCUUGGAAGUCCCAUUCUGAGGAGCGUACUCGACGCAAUCGCCAUCUGUUACCCCGUCCUCAUAUCGUUUCGGUAUUGUCUGAAAGAUCGGAGCGAGGCACCUCGUCUCAUCAGCCGAGCUUUGAACCCAGUGUGACCCCCCAAGGACGAACUACACAAGAGACCAUUCCCAAUAACGCUGGGAUGCUUGAUCCCGGUGACGACCUAAAUAAUUUUGACCACAGCCCCUUAGAUUGGGGCCAGUGGGACGAUCUUCUGGAGAAUUUCCAGCUAGAAUUCCCAAACAGUGAAUUAUUCUCGACGGAUGCUUUCUGA
Aspergillus pseudonomiae is the source of this 2070-nucleotide messenger RNA. RefSeq names its product transcription factor domain-containing protein. NCBI's taxonomy places the organism in Eukaryota, Fungi, Ascomycota, Eurotiomycetes, Eurotiales, Aspergillaceae. The transcript is spliced from 4 exons. Gene Ontology annotation, biological process: DNA-templated transcription; regulation of DNA-templated transcription. Gene Ontology annotation, molecular function: DNA binding; zinc ion binding; DNA-binding transcription factor activity, RNA polymerase II-specific. The record is from RefSeq and is a predicted model, not a curated record. The coding region runs from base 1 to 2070 and encodes 689 amino acids.